Messenger RNA from Rhodamnia argentea, 964 nucleotides. RefSeq names its product probable 2-oxoglutarate-dependent dioxygenase AOP1. NCBI's taxonomy places the organism in Eukaryota, Viridiplantae, Streptophyta, Magnoliopsida, Myrtales, Myrtaceae. The coding region runs from base 14 to 964 and encodes 316 amino acids. Gene Ontology annotation, molecular function: dioxygenase activity. The record is from RefSeq and is a predicted model, not a curated record. The transcript is spliced from 3 exons.
AAAAAAUCUUUACAUGGGUUCGGAAUCAGUGCUCAAGCUUCCCUUGAUAGAUUUCUCCGAAUUGGGUGAUUCGAAGCCGGGAAGCCGCGGCUGGGAUUCUGUCCAAAGUGCCGUUCGGAAAGCGCUCGAAGAAUAUGGGUGCUUCGAGGCUUUCUAUGACAAGGUCACCGUGCAGCUUCAUGACGAGGUCUUCCAUAAAAUGGAGGAGAUGUUCAAUCUUCCGGCCGAGACCAAGUGCCGGUUCGUCGAUCCGGCGAUACUGUAUGAUGGCUACCUUUCUGGUCUCCCUCCUAACCCUCUUAAUGAGGCCAUGGGAAUGCAUGACUCCCUGAACUCGGGCGCGAUCGAACGGUUAGCUGAUCUGUUAUGGCCGGAGGGAAAUACCAAAUUCUGCGAGUUGCUGAAUACAUAUGUGAGGAGGUUCUCUGAGUUGGAUUAUUCGAUCAGGAAGAUGGUUUUCCGAAGCUUCGGCGUUGAACAUUAUCUCGAAUCGCAUGUCGGGUCGACUAAAUAUUCUCUUCGUCUUUUGAAAUAUGAAGCGCCGAAGACGGAUGAGACUAAAGCUGGAUCGAUAACUCACUACGACAUAAACUUUGUGACCAUACUCCAGCAAAAUCAUGUGAAUGGACUGGAAGUGCAGACUAAGAAUGGAGAUUGGAUUAAAGUCGCACCUUCAGCUUCCUCUUCUAUUGUCAUGAUUGGAGAGUCAUUCCUUGGAUGGAGCAACGGAAGGUUAUAUUGUCCUCGACACCGCGUGAUGAUGAGCGGACACGAGGCCAGACACUCCAUCGGGAUCUUCUCCAGCGUCGAAGGAACUAUUCGGUGCCCGGACGAGCUCGUGGACGAGCAACACCCUUUGCUUUUCAAGCCCUUCGAUGCAGACGGUCUCGUCCGGAUCUACGCCACCCCGGAGGGACAAAAUGGAGCUUCAGCUCUCAAAACCUUUUAUAGCACUUCCAAUUGA